AUGAUGCCUCAGCAUUGUUUUCUAGGCUUCCUCAUCAGUGGCCUCCUGCCUGGCGUGGUAGAAACUCAGCCAGCCCACGAAUCUCUGAAACCUCAACGAGUACAUUUUCAGUCCCGAAAUUUUCACAACAUUUUGCACUGGCAGCCUGGGCAAGCUUGUCCCGGCAACAGAAGUAUCUAUUUUGUGCAGUAUAAAAUGUAUGGACAGAGACAAUGGAAAAAUAAAGAGGACUGCUGGGGUAUCCGAGAGUUCUUCUGUGACCUUACCAAUGAAACGUCAGAUAUAUGGGAACCUUAUUACGGGAGAGUGAGGACGACCCUGGCUGGGGUCCACUCAGGCUGGACCAUGACACAACGGUUCACUCCCUGGUGGGAAACAAAAAUAGAUCCUCCAGUCAUGAGUAUAACCCAAGUUAAUGGAUCUUUGUUGGUGAAUCUCUAUGCUCCCAACUUACCAUAUAGAGACCAAAAAGGAAAAAAUGUAUCAAUGGAAUACUAUGAGCUGGUAUACAGAGUCUUUGUAAUUAACAAUUCAAUGGAAAAGGAGCAAAAGAUAUAUGAAGGAGCUCACAGAGUUGUUGAAAUUGAAGCUCUAACACCUCAUGCUGGUUAUUGCGUAGUGGCUGAAAUAUACCAGCCCACGUUAGACAGAAGAAGUCAGAGAAGCCAAGAAAGAUGUGUGGAAAGUCCUUGA
Molecule: messenger RNA, 693 nt
Organism: Hippopotamus amphibius kiboko
Lineage: Eukaryota; Metazoa; Chordata; Mammalia; Artiodactyla; Hippopotamidae
Gene: IL22RA2
Product: interleukin 22 receptor subunit alpha 2
Exons: 5
Coding region: 1-693 (230 amino acids)
Molecular function (GO): interleukin-22 receptor activity; protein binding
Source: RefSeq, a predicted model, not a curated record